This is a messenger RNA of Mauremys mutica (yellowpond turtle), 2804 nucleotides long. RefSeq names its product vestigial like family member 2 (gene VGLL2). Gene Ontology annotation, cellular component: nucleus. The coding region runs from base 198 to 1130 and encodes 310 amino acids. NCBI's taxonomy places the organism in Eukaryota, Metazoa, Chordata, Testudines, Geoemydidae. The transcript has 4 exons. Gene Ontology annotation, biological process: regulation of transcription by RNA polymerase II. The record is from RefSeq and is a predicted model, not a curated record.
CCCAGCUCAUUUGCUGGAGUUUUAUUGCUGGAAAUGACCGACAGCUCUGGGAGGGGAAGGGGGGUCACCUCAUCCCCUCACUCGCCCCGCCAAUGACCAGUGACUCUAACCCCCAGGAGCCACCCAUGAAGCAUCACUUCACUUUGCAGAACAACAGUUGACGAUCCAAAAAAAUCAGUUCGCAGCUGCCUUUAGCCAUGAGCUGUUUGGAUGUUAUGUACCAAGUCUAUGGUCCUCCCCAGCCUUACUUUGCAGCAGCCUAUAGUCCUUAUCACCAGAAACUAGCCUUUUACUCGAAAAUGCAGGAAGCCCCCGAAAGCGCCAGCAGUGCCAGCACCAGCAGCGGCAGCAGCUCCUUCUCCAGCCAUGCCCCUGCCAGCAUCAAGGAGGAAGACUGCAGCCCCGAGAAGGAGCGCCCCCCCGAGGCCGAGUAUAUCAACUCCCGGUGCGUCUUGUUUACCUACUUCCAAGGGGACAUCAGCUCCGUGGUAGAUGAGCACUUCAGCCGGGCCCUGAGCCAGCCCAGCAGCUAUUCGCCCAGCAGUGCCAGCGCCAAGACGUCACGGAGCACCAGCUCUUGGAGGGACGGCUCCUUCCCGAUGAGCCAGCGCAGCUUCCCCGCUUCCUUCUGGAACAGCGCUUACCAGCCCUCCUCGGUCCCGGCCUCCCUGAGCAGCAGCCUGGGCAGCCCCCUGGCCGCCGCCGCCCACAGCGAGCUGCCCUUCGCCGCGGCCGACCCCUACUCGCCGGCCGCGCUGCACGGCCACCUGCACCAGGGCGGGCCGGAGCCCUGGCACCACCCGCACCCGCACCCCUACCUGGGCGCGCAGGGCUCCGCCUACCCCCGCCCCGCCGCCAUGCACGAGGUCUACGGCGCCCACUUCGACCCCCGCUACAGCUCGCUGCUGGUGCCCGCCGCCUCGGUCCGCCCGCACCGCCUGCCGCCCGCCGCCGCCGCGCCCGCGCCCGGCAGCCCCCAGUGCGAGCUGGGCAAGAGCGAGCCCGCCAGCGCGGCCUGGGCGGCGCCGGGCCCUUUCCCCAGCCCGGCGGGGGACAUGGCCCAGGGCCUGGGCCUCAAUGUGGACGCAGCUCGCCGUUAUUCCUUCUGUGGUGGAUCUCUCCUGAGCUGAUCUGCUGACUCAAAGACCCCCCGAGUCCCCUUCCUCUCUUCCUUCAGACAAGCCCACCACGGCUCAGCAUCUAUGCCAGGCAUUUCAAGGACAAGAACACGGGGAAGGCAAUGGGACUUCAUACUACUUGGCAUUUCAAAUACAAUACUUAAGACAUAUUGUGGAGGAUAAAAUUCCUUCUGUUGAAAGAGGAGAGCCAAAGACACUUUUAUUUAAACUAACUCCACACCCAGAACUGUGGUCAGACUGCUUUAAAAAAGUUAAAUUAUGUGGACAGUGAUGUGAAAUCACUGGCCUUCUUAAGGAAGGAGGAGGGAAAGUUGUUGGUUUUCUUUGGUGGUGGUGUGAAUAUUUUUUAUGCCAAUGAGAAUUAUUUCUUGAAAGCAGGUUGGGGAGAUACUCAGUGAUUUUGAACUGGAUUUGUACUUUACAUUAUAGAAAACUGAAAGGAAAGGACAUUUUAACUCAUGAACACUUUUGGACCGUUAACAAAAUUGGACAGAUCUUUCAGCCUGGGGUUGAGUGGCAAGUGGCUAGCUUGGGCCACCUGCCCUCGGCUUACAGAAAUGCAGCUGUUCCAGGAACAACUGUUCAAACUCCAGAAACUUGACAACCAAGGUGGCACUUCUCAGAGUUUGGCACAACAAUUGCAUUGGAGAUAGAUAUAUAUAUAUAUAUAAUUUUUUUUUACAAGGAAUGUUUUAUGAUGAAAGAAGAAACCCUUAAAAAAAUAAAAUCUGACAGCCUUCAUGGGGAACAACUGGAGCACACCAGAAGGAAAGGCACAUUGUGAACAAUUGAUAUUUACUGCCUCUAAUAUUUCUCUUUGUCUGUGUGUUGCUGUCAUUCUGUCACUUUAAUAGUAAUUUUUUGAGGGUGGGAAUAAGGGAUGUUUUUAAAUGUAGAAAAGCUAUAUUAAAGAUGUCUCCUUUCACCCAGCAUGUGUGUUUGUGAAGGAUUAAAGCUAAACAAAUAGGGUGAUGUCACAAAGUGGAAACUUUAGGGUGAAACGGGGAAAAAACACCUGUAACGUGGACAAAGCGAACCAUUUUAGUUACUUUGUAUUAAAGCUCAACAGAAAUCUUGAUGGUGCAAAAUAUCUUCUUACAUGAGUUUUAAAAGGAAGUGUGACAAAUACAGAGGAUAAGGGCAUACAAUAGUGCUUAGCCACUAUAUGUUACAGGUUACAGUCUCCUUGUAUGAUGAACUAAUAUAAAAUAAGCAAGGUGUCAUUCUGCAACAAAAUGUCCCCCUUCAAAAAGUUCAGAAAAGAGAGGAUUGUAAAACCCAGCAGUUCCUAUUAGUUUUGUAAUUCAAAACGCUUAUACAGUCACAUCAGUGUCAACUAAAACUUCCUCAUGCUGGAUCAGGGACACUGAGAAUUGGAUCAUGCUUCUUCUGGAUUUCCCUUCAACACUGGCUAUAAGGUAGCUAGAUUUAUGGAGGAGCAUGGGAAUCUUAGUAAUGAGAAUUAAGGAAAGCACUGUAUAUAACCACUGGCUGAAAAUUGAUUUGAGAAACACUUUAUUUAAGGACCAUCUUCACUUAGUGCUUUGCAGAAGAUGGUGCACUGUGAUUAUUUUAACCCAGGGCACCCACAAGAAUUUUCCUCUUAGUCUACAGUAAACCAGGACCCAGACAGGCUGCAGAAAGGCAGACUGUGGAAUUUAUUUA